AAUGACGUCCAAUCUUCCGUACCUGCAGCCCCAUUUGGUGUUGGGCCUGCAGACCCAAGUGACGGGCAAUUUGAAUUUUUUAUCCGACGAUGAAGUUGUAUAUCCGGUCGGCGCUGUAGUCGCCGUCCACAACUACACCCUCAAGAGGCAGAAGUUCAUCCGGAUAUCUGACAAGGGGAAAAAUUUGACUCAUAUUGCGAUCAGUCCUGACAAAAAAUUGAUAGCGGUGGUCGAAACGACCGAGAAGCUACCGGUGGUGACCCUAUGGUGUCCGGAGUCCUUCAGGAGGAAGCGGACGCUGUCCCUUCCCACCGACAAAGACAUAGUCGCCGGAAGGUAUUCGGCUAUAGACUUCACCUUCGAUUCGGCGCGUUUGGUCUGCGUGACGGACGAGCCGGACUCGAACCUCUACUGUUUCAAGUGCGACAAGGGGCGCUUGGAAAGCUUCGCCAGGGCUAACAACGUCAACGGAACUGGCACCGUUACACAAGUCGCGUGCAACCCAAACGACCACAACCAGGUGGCGGUAGUGGGCGACUCGGUGCUGAGAUGUUUGGGUUGCGUGGACUACACGUGGCGUCAGUUCGGCUACAGCAAGUUCGAGCCUGUAGUCUACACGAGCUGCUGCUGGCUGUCGCAGGACCGGCUGAUGGUGGGCGGCGCGAGGGGUGACGUUUUGAUCUUUGAAACCGGCGAAUUAAGGGCGGUUUUCCACGCGUCGGACAUGCCGGUCAUCAAUAUGAAACUGAGGGAGUUCGAACGGACGUCGCAGACGAGCUUGAAAUCGAUACCGGUCGAUAACGGGGACCCAAAUCAGGACGGGGAGAACUACGAGAUCCGUUCGAUCGUCAACUUCGCUAGAGGAUUCGCUUUUGGGUUCAUGAACGGCAGGGUCCACUUAUACGAGAGGCAAACUCCGCACAAGUUCAGAAAACGUGCGGUGUUCCGAAUACCCGAUCGCACUGUAUACAGGGAGUACGACGACAGCCGCGUCGAAGUGAAAACGGGCGUCAACUGUAUUCGGGUGAACGCAGCGCAGGACAGAAUCCUGGUGACAUGCGGCGAAACCCAAAUCUACCAGGCGCGCCUAUGGUCGCAAUCCGAAACCGCCGAUGGGUGCGAAGUCGAAAUGACCGAGUACGGUUACCCUCAGCACCUGGGUUCCGUCGGUACCAUGGCGAUCUGCAGGUGGAAACCGAUCUGCGUGACCGCAGGCGCGAAAGACCGCUGCCUCAAGGUGUGGAACUACGAGAGCGGCGAUUUGGAGCUGGCGCGACGAUUCGAGGACGACGUCCAUUCGGCCGCUCUGCAUCCCACAGGUCUUUACUGCGUCAUCGGUUUCUCCGACAGGCUGCGCUACAUGACGAUCAUGAUCGACGACGUGGUCACCGUCAGGGAGUUCGGGAUACGCAACUGCAAACUGUCUGCGUUCAGCACACUGGGACACCUCUUCGCGUCCACCAACGGUAACAUCCUCCAGGUCUACUCCAGCGUUACGUUCGAGUUGAUGUACGUGCUGAAGGGCCACAAUGGGAAAAUCGCGAGCAUGUCUUGGAGCAGAGACGACCGUCUACUAGCCACCUGCGGCUCCGAGGGCGCCCUCUACAUCUGGGACGUCGUCGAGUCGGCCAGGAUGGCGGAAAUCAUAAUUAAGUCAAACCCUUUCACCGGUGUCGCGAUGACAUCUACCGGCAAAGAAGUCUACGCGGUCGGAAUGGAUGGGCGUGUCAAAGAAAUUGCGGGUUCGACCGUUCAGAGGGACGUAGCUUUAGUUGAGUCAGGCGGAUUGGACGGGCUGACGCUAUCUCAGCUGGACACCAUGUUGUUCGUGACGGGGGCGCAGGGAACCGUCUUCAGUCUCAAACUGCCCCUGCUGGAGAGGGCGGAGUUUGUAGAAUGCAUCAUGCAUAGAAAGGCAAUCACCAAUAUGUGCCUCACGUACGACGACAAGUACCUCAUCAGUGGCGGCGCGGACGGUAUGCUGUGCUUCUGGAAGGUAACCAACGCGGAAGAGAAAGCCAUCAGGCCGGAUAAGGAGAUGACGUCGGCGAACGAGAUCCUAAUCUCGAAGCAAAUACUGGAGGACAAAAUGGACAAGAUCGCUAACCUUCAGUUGCGCCUCAGGGAGUUGGAAACGGAACACCUCUACCAGAUGAGGCAAGCGGAUGCGCUGCACUCGCUGAGGAUGAAGGACAUUCACUCGGAAUACUGCCACGCGAUCGAGGAGCUGAAAAUCAAAAACGAGCAAAUGGAAGGCGAGCAUGUACAGGAGAUCAACACGAUCAACAGCCAGAUAUCGAAGAUGAAGAUGGACCACGAGCUGUUGGUGCAGAAGCUCGAGGCCAGCUACAACGAGAAGUUGAUUGUGGAGUACAAAAAGUUCGCGAGGCACGAAGAGAAAACCGAAAAGUUGCUGGAGGAGCAGCGGCGGCGUUACGAAGCGUUGGAGAAGCUCAAAGCGGAAUCCGAAGAGAGCGUCGACCACAAAAAUCGAGCGAUGCUGGGCGAAAAAGAUCAAAUCAUUGACGAGCUUAGGGAUAAAAUGGCCACGCUGAUUGCGGAGCACGAGCUCAUCAAACAGCAGAUCGAGGACGAUUGCGACAGGGAGAUUUGCGAACUGAAGACUACGCACGCGAAGGAGAUCAGGGACGAGCAAGAGCUGAACGUCAGGUUGAGGGGCGAGGCGGCUGUGACGAUGAAAAAACUCUUGGCCACUCAGAAAGAGUCGGAGGGGUACAAGCAGGAAGUCGCGGCGUUGGAGAAGGAACACGCCAAGUUCAAGGGCGUCAUCGCGGGCCUGGAAAAGGACGUGUGCGACAUCAAGAAGGAAAUCGCCGAGAGAGACUCGACCAUUGAAGACAAGGAGCGCAGGAUUUUCCAGUUGAAGAGCAAGAACCAGGAGCUGGAGAAGUUCAAGUUUAUCCUCGAUUUUAAGAUCAAAGAAUUGAAGUCGCAAGUGGAACCGCGCGAACGGACUAUCCAGGAGCAGACGACCCAGAUCAACGAGAUGGUCAGGGAGCUGGAGAAUCUGCAGAAGGUGACGCUGAACUUAGACGCGCAGCUAGCCGAGGACCGGUCCAAGUUGGCCGGGGCGGCCGCGGAAGUGCGCAGGGAGGUGGAGAGGAACUGGCGCAUGAAGAAGGCGUUACGCGAGAUGAGAAUGGACCUGCAUCGCGCCAGCGGUCUGAUCCAGAACGUUCCGAUGCUGCAGAAGGCCGUCAAGGAAAUGUACCACAAGUAUAACGCCGACAAAGACUUCGAAGUGAUCCAAGCAGAGGACACGGAGGCCAAAGGGGAAUUCCUACGUCAGCGGGAAUUUUUGGAAAGGACCGUCGCCACGUUGCACAAACAGGCAACCAAACACACAAGCACAUUGAGCUUCGACAAAAUCCGUUUGGUCGGCGAAAAUGCGUCUCUGCUGGUCGAAACUAACCAGUUAAGGAAGAAUUUGCAAACGGAAAUCGUUCAAAACAAGAAACUGAACGCGCUGAUAGGGCUGUCAUAUAUAUCGCCCCAGGUGGCGCAGCGCAAGGUGGACCUGGCGAUUGCGACCAACCGCGAAAUUUACGAAAAAUACUGGGAGCAAAUAGAGCAAAACAACAAGGUGAUUCAGGCGUUGCGGGACGAGAACGAGAGGUUGACUAACAAGAUAGCUGAAACUAGCGGGCUUGUUCCAUCUGGUGACGCAGAUAUCGAAGACGAGGCGAUAUAAGAUUGUAAUUGCCUCAAUAAAAUG
This is a messenger RNA of Cylas formicarius (sweet potato weevil), 3736 nucleotides long. It is a transcript of the gene tous, whose product is annotated as cilia- and flagella-associated protein 57. Lineage: Eukaryota; Metazoa; Arthropoda; Insecta; Coleoptera; Brentidae. The record is from RefSeq and is a predicted model, not a curated record. Bases 2 to 3712 code for a protein of 1236 amino acids. The transcript has 16 exons. Gene Ontology annotation, molecular function: protein binding.